Molecule: messenger RNA, 2327 nt
Organism: Ixodes scapularis (black-legged tick)
Lineage: Eukaryota; Metazoa; Arthropoda; Arachnida; Ixodida; Ixodidae
Exons: 2
Coding region: 85-1368 (427 amino acids)
Biological process (GO): regulation of canonical NF-kappaB signal transduction; tumor necrosis factor-mediated signaling pathway; protein K63-linked ubiquitination
Cellular component (GO): cytoplasmic side of plasma membrane; plasma membrane signaling receptor complex
Molecular function (GO): zinc ion binding; ubiquitin protein ligase binding; tumor necrosis factor receptor binding
Source: RefSeq, a predicted model, not a curated record
AAAGAACUCAAGCGGUUCCAUCAUUGACAUCUUUUGGGCAGUCCUUUCCAAGGCAUCAUCAAGAAGGACCACAGGAGCAGAAACAUGGUGGAAGCAACAUUAACGGGUUUUUCAGGCUUCCUGGACUGGAGGCCACUUAGAUUCCUGAAGCCUCUACCUCGAGCGUGGACGUGCGACGUCUGUGGGUUAAUGUCACAGACAACUGUGGUUCCGGAAUGCCUUCAUGUCUUCUGCUCUGACUGCUACCAACGUCUCCUUAGUAAAAAGAGCCCCAAGUGUCCCAUGGACAUGUUAGAUGUCAAUACAGAUGACACCAAGAAGUUUGCCCUUGGAGACAACCAGAGAAAGCUGUUGCUGGUCCAAUGUCUGAAUGCAGAGCAUGGCUGUAAGUUUGAAGGUCUUUUCGGAGAUUUGGAAGCCCACUACACCAAGGACUGCAACUUCCAUGUAGUGACUUGCAAGAGGUGUGGAAGCACUUCUUUUCGCACUGAGCUCUUGGAGCACCUGGAAAAAGACUGUAGAGCUCAAUUCGAAGAUGUGACACUACACCUGAUCCAGAAGCCUGUUCCAGGGCAAAUUUCUGAUUCUAAUGAUGACCGUGACUGCAAGUCCAUAGAGAUUAUAGCGGAUCUUGUGAAAAGUACAGUUGAAGACAACUCAAAUGUACUGAUUGAGUCGAUGAAGCAGUGUACUGCAGAACUGGCAAAGAAUCUCAUGGAGGCAACUCAGUAUUGCAUGAAAUCUGCAGAUGAUUCCAAGAAUGUUACAUCUAGUCUUGCUGAGCCAAUGCAGCAAUACAUUCUGGAUGUGAUGGAACUUAAAAAAUUGUUAGCCACCACCACUAAGGCACUUGUAGAUAUUUCUAAGCUAGGAGAGACUGCCCUUUGUAGAAGUUGUGGGAAGAUUCCAAAAUGUUGGCUGGCAUUGGGUUUUCUUCCUGGGGGCUUGUGUCCACAGAAGUAUGUCUUUACCUGCACCAACAUUGCUGCCAAGGUUGCGGGAGCACCUGCAGUGAAAAAAUCUUCUCAUGUAUACCCUGUUCGGUGUCCUAGAGGAAAUGCUUCAAUUAAAGGUAGAGGAGUUAAGAUUUGUCUGUUAGUCUACAAAGAUCCAUCUGAAAGGAAUGUUAUCAGCUUUAACCUAACAUUUCUCGGAGAAUCCCAAAACUGCGGACCAGACAUGGACAUGAUGCUUGUUCUGGUUCACCCAACAGAUGCUAGUUUGAACAAAUGCCGACCGCUGAAAAUUGACGAGAUUUUUAAAAGCCAGUCUCAAGUCGACGGGUUUGCAUUUUUUGCUGACGUCCUCUGCAGGGAUGGUUUUGUAGCAGAUGACAUGCUCCUUGUUUGCCUUGAAACGGCUGAAUGAAAUUUACUUCUUCAGCUGGUUUUAAAUGUAUGACCACACAGAAAGGUGGGACCAGUUGAAUUGCACUCCUCUGUUUUUGUAUUAAGUUCAUCCUUAUCUUGCUACAGUACUUUCAUUUUCUUGUUUUGUGUUUCUUGAUAUACUGUAUUCAUUUGUCUAAUUCCAAAUGGCUUGUCACCAAGAAGCCAGGGAGAAACUGAUGUACUUCUCUUGUUGACAGGCCUCGUUUUUCUCUUUUUGGACAACAACUUGUUUCUCUCGCAUAUAGUAUUGGUUUGCUCAUGGCUAGAAUGUAAACAUUCGUUGACAGGUUCUCACUUCACACUUGAAAUAUGCUGCUGGUUUUAUCACCGGCUUGAUACUAAAAUAUUUAUUGCGGACACCUACGAAAACUAACUCUGGGGGUCCAUUAUCAUAUUGUGUUAUCGGGAGAAGUACUGUAAUGUUUUCUUUAUUUAUAACAUUGCUUUUGCCUUGUGUUGCAGUUUUUUUUUAGGAAAUGUGUAAUAUUUAUUGUUCAGAUUUGUGUGAGUGACCCCAAGCCGGGUUGCAAUAAAUGCUACAACCACCCCGUCCAGCUCAGCACUUUGAGUGUGUCACAUGCUUUCUUACUCCGUUCAUCACUGAACCCAAGGGCCAACGUGAAUGUCAUGUGACUUGCUCUCAACGCCUGAUCGGCUGAAAUGGCUUUAUGUGUCAAUCGUGGUUCGUCUCCGAGUGCGGCAAAAUACAGCACGUUUAUGAUUUUAUUUUAAAAUUCAUUUCUGUAUAUCCUUUGCACUAGUGCCAAUUGGUGCUCCUUUUUGUUUAAACGAAUUCCAUGUUUGUGGUACCGAAUACACCGUUUCUUGCAACUUGUUUCUGUCUAUGGCGCUUUGUUCAUCUCGUUGUUCUAAAUGCUACAUUCCUUGUUUGUAAUAACUGCAUUUUCCAAUAAAUAAAUUCCCAGAUGAGAGGCA